Messenger RNA from Toxotes jaculatrix (banded archerfish), 1524 nucleotides. RefSeq names its product ankyrin repeat, SAM and basic leucine zipper domain containing 1 (gene asz1). Gene Ontology annotation, molecular function: protein binding. The record is from RefSeq and is a predicted model, not a curated record. Lineage: Eukaryota; Metazoa; Chordata; Actinopteri; Toxotidae. Gene Ontology annotation, cellular component: pi-body. The transcript has 14 exons. The coding region runs from base 1 to 1524 and encodes 507 amino acids. Gene Ontology annotation, biological process: piRNA processing.
AUGGCCAGUUUCUUGGAUUACGCCUUCCCAGCUGGAGAUGAAAGCGACGCCAGCGGCGGCGACGAGUGGGACAUCGGGUGCUGUUCGGAUAAACAAUCUUCUUCCAUCAAGAAUGCUGUUGUGCCACAUGCAGGAGAUAAUAUAUCAGUGUUGAAAAAGGCCAUCAGUGAAGGAGACACUGCGACUGUUGAACAGCUGUUAGACAAUGGCAUGGACGUGGAGACCAGGCUUGGCUUUGAAUGGACUCCUCUCAUGUGUGCUGUCAGUGUGGCCAAUUACGACAUGGCCAAACUGCUACUGGGCCGAGGGGCCAGUGCCAACUUCAGCAAAGAUCAUUGGACGGUGCUUAUGGCCAGCUGCACAGCAUCCGCAAGUGAAGACAAAAUUGCUCGGUGCGUGGAGCUUCUGUUGUCCAGAAAUGCUGAUCCCAACAUGGUGGACAGGUCACAGAUGACCUGCCUGAUGCUGGCAGCAAGAGACGGCUACAGUAAAGUCACCAACCUGCUGGUGUCCCGCGGAGCACACAUCAAUGUCCAGGAUGAGAAGGGAAACACGGCUUUGGCUAUAGCAGUUCAGUACGGCAGAGAGGAGGUAGUCCUAAAGCUCCUCCAGUUGGGAGCCGACAAAACCAUAAGGACCAAGGCUGGAAAAAGCCCCGGCGACCUGGCUGUGACCUUCAAACACACACAGAUAGCCAGGAUCCUGGCCUCUUCAUCCUACAUCUCUAGUGUGGAGGCCUUCAGCUCCAUGGAGGAGACCCUUUCGAAGUUCUUCAAGACCAACUCUGAACCUCCAUCUUCCAAGGAAAGUGUAACCAAGCUUGAUGACCUUGAGCUCCUCCUACAUGGCCUCAAUCUUGGCUGCCUCGCCGACAUCAUGACUGAAAAUGACAUCACCUGGAGCCACCUGCUGACCAUGGAGAAGGAGGAUCUGGAGAAGAUCGGCAUCACAGACCUGGUGCACCAGCAGAAGGUGCUGAGUGCUGUGCAACAAAUACACAUGGACAAAGUGGACCUGGACACAGUCAGCCAACUGGCAGCUGCAGACAUCGGGAGUGAGGAGCUGCACAACUUCCUGAUAAGUGUGCGACAACAGUGCAGCUCCCUGACAGUGAUGAUUCAGGACGUCAUCAACCGUUUUCCUCACCAGGCCUCUCAGCUGGUCUUCGCAUUGGACCCGAAGAAGGAGGCCCAGGCCGUCUGCAACCAGCUGGUGAUCCAGACUAAAGACCUGCAGAAGGAAGUCACCUGCCUUCGCAAUUUGCUGUGCCAGAUGGACAAAGCCGGAGAUUGCUGUCAAAUUCCUCAACCUGGUUCCCACAGCAACUGGAGGAUGCGGCGCCUGACCAGAGUGGCCCUGAGCACACUUGGAGCCACCUUCCUCUUGCUCCUCUACAAAGCCGCUCAUGGGAGGGUUUACCUGCAGAUUGUGACUGAGGAGCCCAUCAGCGUGGACCACAUCUCAGAGCUGCGGAGCUCCGGUCUGGACGCGGGCCAAGCCCUGUCUGGUGUCAAACCAGCCUGA